Molecule: messenger RNA, 3549 nt
Organism: Limanda limanda (common dab)
Lineage: Eukaryota; Metazoa; Chordata; Actinopteri; Pleuronectiformes; Pleuronectidae
Gene: rimbp2b
Product: RIMS binding protein 2b
Exons: 20
Coding region: 1-3549 (1182 amino acids)
Biological process (GO): neuromuscular synaptic transmission
Molecular function (GO): protein binding
Source: RefSeq, a predicted model, not a curated record
AUGCGAGAGGCUGCAGAGCGGAGGCAGCAGCUAGAAUUGGAGCAUGAGCAGGCCUUGGCUGUACUCAAUGCAAAGCAGCAGGAGAUUGACCUUCUACAGGAGGCUCAGGUUGAGGCUAAAAAGGAACAUGAAGGCGCUGUCCAUCUGUUAGAGGCCAAAGUCCGCGAGCUGGAGGAGAAAUGUCGGAGUCAGAGUGAGCAGUUCAACCUCCUGUCAAAAGAGCUGGAGAAGUUCCGGCUCCAGGCUGGGAAGUUUGACAUCCUCAGCACGGAACCUUUAACUCUAUGUGAAUCUCCUGGAUCGCCAAACAAAUCUUUGUCUCAGCUCCUCAAUGGAUUGGCUGCCCCCCUAGGAAAAGGCAAUGAAGCUCCAUCAAGCAGAUCUUUGAUAUCGGAGUUCAUUCGACCGCUCCAGAUCAGUGGAGACAAGCCUGAGCUCCUCUCUGUCAAGCCAACAUUCCUCACUCGUGGUCGAUCCAGCAGCCCGAUGGACAAAGAGCUGAGCUCAACCACCAGGUCCAAACCAAGAUUCACUGGGAAGGUUCGUCUGUGUAUUGCUCGGUACAGUUACAAUCCUUAUGAUGGGCCUAAUGAGCAUCCAGAGGCAGAGCUCCCCCUGGUGGCAGGGAAGUACCUCUACGUUUACGGGACAAUGGAUGACGAUGGCUUUUAUGAAGGAGAGCUGCUGGAUGGACAGCGGGGUCUCGUCCCAUCUAACUUUGUAGAUCUUGUCCAAGAUGAGGAGACAACGUCUGUCCAGCGACGGGGCACAGCGGCUAAACAACCUGGCUACCUCAACCACAGUAGCCUGGGAUCUCAGAGACUGGGGGUCGGCACAGGAACAGGAACAAGCAUUAGCAGCCUGCUGUCUGACAGUAAACUAGACUGUCUAAGUUCAAGAAGCUUGGGCAUUGACCUCAUGGGUUCUUCCAGCAAUGGGACGGGAACGCUGGAUGUCAGCAUUGACGAGAUCGGUGAAGACAUUGUGCCUUAUCCCCGCCGCAUCAACCUGAUUAAACAACUGGCCAAGAGUGUAAUUAUUGGUUGGGACCCACCUGUGGUCCCACCAGGUUGGGGUUCCAUCAGAGGCUACAAUGUCUUGGUGGAUAAGGAGGUGCGCAUGAGUGUCCCCUACGGGGGCAGGACAAAGUCUCUUAUUGAAAAGCUCAAUUUAGCUACCAACACUUACCGUAUCUCAGUGCAGAGCAUCACUGACCGGGGCCCGUCGGACGAGCUCCGGUGCACUCAGCUGGUGGGAAAGGAUGUGGUGGUGGCACCUUAUUACUUGCGGGUCGACAGCAUCACGCAGGUCUCUGCUGAGCUCUCCUGGAUGCCCAGCAACAGCAACUACAGUCACACCAUCUUCCUCAACGGUGCAGAGUACGACAUGGUCAAGGCCGGGGGCUACAAGUACAAGUUCUUCAACCUGAAGUCCAUGACAGUUUACAAGGUGAAAGUUGCGGCGCAGCCCCAUCAGGUGCCUUGGCAGCUUCCCAUGGAUCACAGGGAGAAGAGGGAAAUCUCUGUGGAGUUCUGCACUCAGCCUUCAGGGCCCCCCCUACCUCCCCAGGAGGUGCAUGUUCAAUGUGGUCAGACGCCUGGGUUCCUGCAGGUCAGAUGGAAGCCGCCACCUCUGUCGCCUUCAGGAACCUCCAACGGAGCCAGUGUGAUCGGCUAUGUUGUGUGGACAAAGGGAGAAAAGAUCGCAGAAGUCUUGUACCCCACAGCAGACUAUGUGACCGUGGAGUUAAACAGGAUUCAGGGUCUGGAGGCCAGAGAAAUCAUUGUAAGGACGUUAUCAACACAAGGAGAGUCCCAGGACUCUCCUGUGGCCGUCAUCCCACACAAUCUCUUGGCUCCUCCUCAACCCCAGCCUCACUUCCAGCGCCACCCAAUGCCCAAGUCCAAGCCGUUUGUAAGUGCCAGAGAGCCAGAAACCAAAGAGCAUGAUGUGGGCCCGCGGCCGGCCCAGCCCUGGGAGCGCUCCUCCUCUCCGCUGCCAACCAUGCGCGGCCCCAACCUAGAGCCGCCACAAUUCCAGCAACGGCGAUCGCCCUCUCCUCAGAGGAUCCUUCCGCAGCCUCAGGGAGUCCCCAUCACCAACACCAUCGCCAAGGCCAUGGCCAGGGAAGCUGCCCAGAGAGUGUUUGCCGAGGGUAACAGGAUUGACAAAAGGAAUAUCUUUAGUGAACGAGGUAACACGUUGCAUCCACUCAACUCUGACGAGGAGGAGGAUGGAUACGACUCUCCUCACGCGAGGAGGAGAGGAGCCUCGGUGGAUGAGUUCCUCAGAGGCUCCGAGCUGGGCAGACAGCAACAUCAUCACCACUACAGCCACAGUGAGGAGUACCAGACCGAGAGCAGCCGGGGGUCCGACCUGUCCGACAUCAUGGAGGAGGACGAGGAAGACCUGUACUCUGAGAUGCAACUGGAGGAAGGCCGCAGGCGCAGUAUCAACUCUCACAACACUCUUAAGAUCAUUGGGAACUCGGCGUCGCACGGAAACGAGGAUCGUCUGGACCACUCGGGGAGGAGGCCGGUUCACGUCGGCACCCCCCCUCAGCGACGACCCAUCCCAUCCAUUGAGAUCACCAUGGACAGUAACAGUGAGGGGAGUGAGGGGAACCUCUCACCCGUCAAGGACGAUGUUUACUAUGGCAGUGUAGCUCGGCGCAGGAUAUGGCGAUCUAUGUCCUCAGAGGAUCAAUAUGACGGCUAUGGCGGUCGCAGGCACGGGCGGGGACGGCGUUCCCAGGAGUACUACGAGGAAUCGGAGCCAGAGGAGACGACCCGUGUGUUCGUGGCACUGUUCGACUAUGAUCCCCUGUCCAUGUCUCCCAACCCCGAUGCUGCUGAUGAGGAGCUGCCGUUCAAGGAGGGCCAGAUUAUCAAGGUGUUUGGGCACAAAGAUACAGACGGCUUCUACAGGGCGGCAAUCCGAGAGCGAGUGGGUCUGAUCCCCUGUAACAUGGUCUCUGAGAUCCAAACGGAGGAUUACGACAUGAUGGACCAGCUCCUCAAACAGGGCUUCCUGCCUCUCAACACUCCUGUGGAGAAGUUAGAGAGGAAUAGGCGGAGCGGCCGUCAGCACCCAAUGUCGACACGAAGGAUGGUCGCUCUGUAUGACUAUGACCCCAGAGAGAGCUCCCCUAACGUUGAUGUAGAGGGUGAACUGACUUUCUGUGCCGGUGACGUCAUCAUGGUCUUUGGUGAAAUAGAUGAGGAUGGCUUUUACUAUGGCGAGCUCAAUGGACACAAGGGACUCGUUCCUUCCAACUUUCUAGAAGAAGUGCCUGACGAUGUAGAGGUUUUUCUCACUGACUCAUCAUCUCGAUACCCCCAGGACAAUCCAGCUCGGAUAAAGACCAAAAGGGUUCCACUGGACAAAUCGGGUCCGCCCAGAAGAGCAGCCUCACCCACGGUGCGUCCAUGCGCCCUGGACUGGGGCCCGGCCGCCGCGGGGCCACUGGACUUGUACUCCUCCAAAAAGAAAAAGGGACUGAUCUCCAAAGGGAAGAAACUAUUGGGAAGACUUGGCGCUGUAAAAUAA